Messenger RNA from Parasteatoda tepidariorum (common house spider), 1511 nucleotides. Lineage: Eukaryota; Metazoa; Arthropoda; Arachnida; Araneae; Theridiidae. The record is from RefSeq and is a predicted model, not a curated record.
ACUCAGUCUCGAUCACGCACAACGUAUUCACUUGACUGCUAAAGGCAACAAAGAAGCGAUCGUGAACGUCUCUCACAAACAGUUAGUUUAUUUAAUAUCUAGGAAGAAAUAAAAAAUUAGGGCUUUGCUUCAAAAAAAAAAAUCAUUUUUUAGCUUUAAUGAAUAGUUAAAAAUAAGAGAGGAGGUAAAUUUAAAGGAGUGACUUUUCCUUAAUACGUUUCUGUUUAAUUUUGGUGCAUAUUGAAAUUCCAAAAUAAAAGAUGUUCGUGUCUGUCCAGAUUAAUAAUGGAAAAAGUGAAUCUAAUGGAUGAUCAAUACUUGUGCGCAUGCGUCGCAGUUGCAGCCUGAGGAGUGUUUUCUCCUCCAUUUUGCUCUUCCCACUCAAACAAUGUGGUUUCUCCUUGUCUUUAUCACAGCUCUUGAUAGAGCAUCAUCCAAAGCCUUAAACACAAAAUUCGUCGUUUAUCCAAAGUAUUCAAAGUGUUGCACAAAUUUAGACGGCUACUCUCCCACCUCUUCAUGUAGUCAAGAAAUCAACAGCACAAUAUUUAAAAAUGGAACAUUUACGAGUCCCAAUUAUCCCGAACCUUAUCCACCCAACAUAUACUGCGUCUAUAAAUUCAUCGGAAAAGCAAAAGAACGACUCCAGAUAAGUUUCACUGACUUCGAUCUCUACCUGCCCCCCAACCCUGACGAACCUCCAAAAGAUUGUGAGGCUGUGGAUGCGGUGAUGAUUUUCAUAACGAUCCGCGGUCGCCGAGAGAGGCUGAAUAACUUCUGCGGAAACAAGCUUCCGGCUCAGUUAAUGUCUAACGGACCCACAAUGGAACUAGAAUUUAGAUCCUAUCAUUUCACCUCUCAAGUAAAAGGUUUCAGAUCCAUCUACCGUUUUGUUACAGAUUUUGGGAUCUCAGGUACGAGGGCGGAGGGUUCAUCAGAAUGCCGUUUCAUAUUUCGCAGUGAAGACAGGGGUAAUGGAACUUUCAAUUCACCGAAUUAUCCCGGGUUCUACCCCAGAGACACGGAAUGCCACUACACAUUCAUUGGAAAAGACAAAGAGAGAGUCCACAUUACUUUCGCAUACUUUGAUGUAGAUGGUAUACCUCCGUGCCUGAGUGAGACAGCGAGUGACUAUGUAGAGUUCUCGAAUUACAAGACAGUUGACAGAAAGCUUGCAAGACACUGUGGAAUCCAGAAACCUAAACUGAUUGAAUCAGAUGCAGAUUUUUUCAGAGUCGUCUUCAGUUCGAACGACAAGUUCGAUGCGACGGGAUUCGAGGCAUUCUAUCAAUUCCGUAAACAAGUGGAAUAUCCUUUCACUGUGAAGAGAGUUUCAACUAUUCCAAAAGAUGGGAAAUCAGUUGCAGUUGUUGUAUAUUCCAAUAUGCUUUUACUCACUUUAUCGAUUUUGCUUGUGUCUUUCCAAAAAGGACAUUGAGUGAGAGAUGUUCUUUCUCAAGAGAUUGUUAUAUCAUAGAAAGUUGUCUUAAUAAAAUUUUUUAUAAAAGUUA